AUGUUUUAUUUUAAUCCACUAAAUUUUGUUAAAUAUAAACUCUUUAAACACGGAUUUGAUAUGGAUGAAGAUAUUGCUUUAGAAUUAAUCAAAUCAAUGUCUGACUUAUAUAAUGAAGAGUUGUUUAAGGAAGCAUCAAAAUUAGUAAAGCCAUGGACAUUCAAAGAAAAAAUAACAGAGUUGUUUAUAGAAGAGAUUAUUAAAGAUGAUACAACUUAUCUAUUUAAAAGAUUUGCACUUGAAUAUCUUUUACUUGAUGGUGUCCAAUUACAAAUGUUUGUAAAGUUUUGUUUAUAUAUUGCAAAUGAAGAUGAUCUUACUCUUUUAAAGUUUGGUUUAAAUAUUUUACUAAACUUAAGGUUAAAAAAGAAUUACGCAAGUUAUUUUUAUCUCAUAGAUCAAUGGAAAAUGAAUAAAAACUUGUCUUCUUUAAUAAGAAGAAUUUAUCCAUUAGCAAAUCACAUUCUUGACAACAAGAAAAAAUCUAAAGAAGAAUGGUUUAAAUUACUUGAAGAAGAAAAAGAUCAAGAAGAAAAAACAUGCUUAAUAGAAAUUUAUGCUAAUUUAUUAGAAAUAAAAUAA
This is a messenger RNA of Hepatospora eriocheir, 582 nucleotides long. Lineage: Eukaryota; Fungi; Microsporidia; Hepatosporidae. The record is from the annotation of a GenBank genome assembly.